Molecule: messenger RNA, 2167 nt
Organism: Anopheles coluzzii
Lineage: Eukaryota; Metazoa; Arthropoda; Insecta; Diptera; Culicidae
Product: ankyrin repeat domain-containing protein SOWAHB-like
Exons: 5
Coding region: 280-1401 (373 amino acids)
Source: RefSeq, a predicted model, not a curated record
ACGUCAAAACCAUUUGUUUACGUCUGCAGCGUACCGAAGUGCGAUUCCCAUACGAAAGGCUAAUAAAAAGGCAAAGUUUAUUGUUAUUUUACGAAAACUAGCUAAACGUUUCGUGCAUUUGGAAACAUUUGAAGUGUGCUGUGUACACAUAACGCGCAUGAGCGUUACCAAACAUCCGAAAAGCAGCUCCGAAUCGCGGUAACCCCGUUUGCUCGUUUGUUUACAUUGUGUUUGUUGUGUUGUGUGAAUUAGUGCGCUGUGUUUUUUCAACUUUGCACGAUGGAUACCGAGCCGAAAGAACUUUCCAUGGAGGAAAUAAGAAAAUUUAUGGUGCUGAAUAACUAUAAGCUCACCAACCACACGCUGGUGAAGCACUUCCGCAGCUUUCUCACGAACAAAGAUACCCAAGAUGAAGCUCGACGACGGUUCAAGGAAUAUGUCAACAAAAUUGCAUCGGUAAAGCACGAGGGUAACGAGAAGUACCUCGUUCUGCGGCGCAAGUACUACAAUGGCAUUCCUCCGGAAGAUGCUGGCACCGAAUCGCAGCCUAUGAGUCCGGCGUCGCGGUCCUACGGUUUGCUUGGGUCCGAUAGUGAAGCUUCCCCGCUGCGGCAGCCCCCACCGUACCGUCCGCCCCCGGUGGUGUCUCCAGACACGGUGUCGUACCAAGGCAGUCCGCGCGGCAGUGUCGCUCUUAAUCGGCGCAACAGCUCCGAUUACGUACGCAGUGGGUCGGAAAUAAGCUUCGGCAGUGAGUUUGCAAGUGUAGACAGUAGGAAAGUGAAUCCGUUGCUUGUGCGCAGUAACAGCAACGACACACGCUCACUUCCGGAUGGUGGUCGUAAGCCGAGCGUGGACAUGAUGGUGCCAUAUGAUGACGGAGCUCCCCCAGCCAUCCCACCCCGUAAGCGGGUAAGUGAAUCGGGAGGCAGUAUUGCAUCGAACUCGCGCCAAAAUUCGGUCGAUGAGAGGUCCACAGGAUCAGUGAGUGAUACUAGAAGUGAAAAUAAGGAAAAUGUUGCCUCUACUGAACCGGAGGAGAAGGGAGUGGUUGCAUCGGAAGAGAACAAGCUAAGUGUGAAAGAAAAGAUGAUGAAGUUUAACCGAUUCGCAUCGGAAGAAGAGGCCAAGAUUCCAUCACCGAUUGGGAAGAAGAAACCGGACAAGAAUGCCGAGGAAACACUCAAUACCGAAAACUUGAUGCAGCAUCCAAAUGCCAAGGAAUGGUUAAUAGCUGCAGCAAAAUCUGACUAUCAGCUGCUGGCGAAACUGUCCACCGAGCAUCCCAAUCUGGUUAAACUGCAGGACAUCAGCACGGUAAGGAAAACGGGUACAAAUUGUACAUUGUCAGCAGCUUUCUUCGCUGACGGCCAAAAAUGGGACCAAACGUAUGAUCGAUGAAUCGUGCUCAUGCGGUCAUGGUUACUGUUGUGAAUUUGUCUACCGUUUCGUUGAGUUUUGAUGUGUUUUAUGUAAUUUUAUUUAGCUAUUUUGUGUCUUUUGAAACGAGCAUCGUUAAAAAUUAUUAGGAUGAGCCAGAAGUGCUAACAUAAGUCUACUACUUUGAAACAGUUUCUCCCAGAGCUUCUCAAUUGAGCUUUUAUCGUACAGUAGCAACAGUCUCACCUUCCACCUAUCAUAUGUUAACAUGUUUUUACCUCUUAUUCAUACACUCGCCCUAGUCGUCGUCCAUCGUGAAAAGGCACCCAUUUAGAUAGCUACAAAUUAUCCAUAUCUCAUAAGUGGUUGAUGGUCCCCGGACCAUCUCCCAAAACAAAUAAAUAAAUGACGAAGAUAGGAACAGCAGGAUAAAGUCGGUCAUGCUACGACCAGCAGGCCGGCUGACACCCCAUUCAACACACGGUCGGCUCACCCGAACCAGCUUAGCUGGAUAUAAUUAAUUUAAAACGAAUUAGCACCGAACAGAGUCGUUAACGAUAUUUCUUAGGUUAUGCACUUUCGCUGUUUCUUUUUUUUUCUCGUCCCAUGUUUUACCUUUCGUGUGACGGUUUGUAAAUGAUAGGUGCACAUUGGCAGGCGAAGGCGAAACUAAAUUACGGGUAUCCAGAACAAUUCCGCGUGUUUUAUGCUUGAAAGCUUUUUGACAGGGUGUAAAACAAUAUAUGAUAUCCUCAUUAAAAUCUCAUUUGCGGAUUUUUUUUUCAGA